AUGCAGGCCUCAAAGCCAAAGUCUGUCGGCUCCAUCGACAAGAAGCGAGCUCGUGAUCGACGCGCCCAACAGAAGCUCCGCGCAGACCGGUUAAAUCACACCCACUCGCUCGAAGCGGAAAUCGUCCUACUAGAGCAACAAUGUAAAGCGUACGAAAAAGAGAUACAGGAGCUCCGAACUGAAAAUGAAGCUCUACAGUCAGCCCAACAGCGCAUCCGAGAAGUAGUAUGUACAUCUGAGCUAGACAACAAUGAAACACUGGCGAACUGCGAUGGCCGGCCACCGAAAUCCGCGAAGGUCCGCUCCGCUAUACCACACGUGUGCUUGCACCAUACUGCUCAGUAUCCAACAGUUUCAGGACAUCCGUCGGGUUUCUUUGGAUAUCCCCAAAAUGAAUCGGCACCCCCUAUUGGAUCCAAGGUCCAGUCGUCCAAUGGGACACCGCUCUCACCUGCCAAGUUCACCGGGUUGAAUCCUGUUUGCGACUUAGAUUUGUCUCUUUGGAGUAGGCUCCCUCUCAAUUUUGCUCAGGAACCGCAUAUUUCCGAGAACCUCUACUCUUGCUUUAACCGGCCGGAUCUCGUGCAGGCAUCACCCGACGAACCUUCGCCGGUAGAACUCCUAUACGGGUCAAGCCAAAACUUUUUAGCCGAUAGAAUACACAAGGCGACAAGAUUUUGGCCCAUCUGUGAUCCUGAACGCCUAGCAAGUGGCCUUCUGACUUACAACAUGAUAAAAUGGCUAACACGGCCUUCCCAAGAAUCUUUCGGCCGUCUGCUUGGAUUUCAAAGGCCAAUAAACGACCAGCUACAGCGCCCACAUCCGCGUUGCAUCGACUUUGUUAUGUGGCCAGUUCUCCGUGCGAACCUAGUCAAGACUUUCCACAAAUACGACCUCAAAUUAGUGUUCGCCGCGUUUACAUGCAGUCUCAGAAUCCGGUGGCCCUGGGGCAAAUCUUUCUUGGAGCCUGACGUGACGAAUUCAUUGCGAGUACAUAAAGAAUUCUAUGAUACCUUCACCAAAAUUGAGGGAUGGGGUCUAUCCGAUGAGUUUCAAACCCAAUACCCGGAGCUGUUGGUCGGUAUGGAUAUUGGAACUCUCAAUUAUUCCAUCUUUGACCCAAUGCCUGCUUCUUGA
This is a messenger RNA of Aspergillus oryzae RIB40, 1137 nucleotides long. RefSeq names its product bZIP transcription factor. Gene Ontology annotation, biological process: regulation of DNA-templated transcription. Gene Ontology annotation, molecular function: DNA-binding transcription factor activity. Lineage: Eukaryota; Fungi; Ascomycota; Eurotiomycetes; Eurotiales; Aspergillaceae. The transcript has a single exon. The coding region runs from base 1 to 1137 and encodes 378 amino acids. The record is from RefSeq and is a predicted model, not a curated record.